This is a messenger RNA of Piliocolobus tephrosceles (Ugandan red Colobus), 744 nucleotides long. RefSeq names its product C1q and TNF related 8 (gene C1QTNF8). The record is from RefSeq and is a predicted model, not a curated record. Bases 1 to 744 code for a protein of 247 amino acids. Gene Ontology annotation, molecular function: protein binding. NCBI's taxonomy places the organism in Eukaryota, Metazoa, Chordata, Mammalia, Primates, Cercopithecidae. The transcript is spliced from 2 exons.
AUGGCAGCUCCCACCCUGCUGCUCCUGGCACUGUUACUGCCCGUGGGGGCCUGGCCUGGGCUGCCCAGGAGGCCCUGUGUGCACUGCUGCCGCCCGGCCUGGCCCCCUGGACCCUAUGCCUGGGUGAGUGACGGGGACCCGUGGAGGAGGCUGCCUCGAGUGCGGCCCACCAUAGACAUUGAAAUUCUCAAAGGUGAGAAGGGCGAGGCCGGCGUCCGAGGUCGUGCCGGCAGGAGCGGGAAGGAGGGGCCGCCGGGCGCCCGGGGCCUGCAGGGCCGGAAAGGUCAGAAGGGGCAGGUGGGGCCGCCGGGCGCCCCGUGCCAGCGCGCCUACGCGGCUUUCUCCGUGGGCCGGCGCGAGGGCCUGCACAGCUCCGACGACUUCCAGGCGGUGCCCUUCGACACGGAGCUGGUGAACCUGGACGGCGCCUUCGACCUGGCCGCGGGUCGCUUCCUCUGCACGGUGCCCGGCGUCUACUUCCUCAGCCUCAACGUGCACACCUGGAACUACAAGGAGACCUACCUGCACAUCAUGCUGAACCGGCGGCCCGCGGCCGUGCUCUACGCGCAGCCCAGCGAGCGCAGCGUCAUGCAGGCCCAGAGCCUGAUGCUGCCGCUGGCCGCGGGCGACGCCGUCUGGGUGCGCAUGUUCCAGCGCGACCAGGACAACGCCAUCUACGGCGAGCACGGAGACCUCUACAUCACCUUCAGUGGCCACCUGGUCAAGCCGGCCGCCGAGCUGUAG